Messenger RNA from Dichotomopilus funicola, 2022 nucleotides. RefSeq names its product glycosyl hydrolase. The transcript has a single exon. The record is from RefSeq and is a predicted model, not a curated record. Gene Ontology annotation, biological process: carbohydrate metabolic process. The coding region runs from base 1 to 2022 and encodes 673 amino acids. Lineage: Eukaryota; Fungi; Ascomycota; Sordariomycetes; Sordariales; Chaetomiaceae. Gene Ontology annotation, molecular function: hydrolase activity, hydrolyzing O-glycosyl compounds.
AUGUCGGCCGCCUCUAACGCGGUGGCCGGCGUGCUUCCAGAUCAAGCGAGCACCCAAAGCACCAAAUGGAACAACAAAGCCAAGGAGCCUCUUAAUCCUGGCUUCGAGACCGGCAAUCUUCAGGGAUGGCAAGUUGUCUCUGGAGAUGCAUUUGGAAACAAGUCCGUCACCGACACGGCAACAUACUGGGACGGGCCUUUCCAUCAGGACCAGAAGUACUUCAUCUGGGGCAUCGCCCAGGCUGGAGAAGCUGCUGUCGGCGAGCUCAAGUCCGGUUCGUUUCGGGCGAGCUCUGUCAUGAGCUUCCUCGUCGGCGGCGGCUAUGAUCCGGCCAAGCUCUACGUCGGCCUCGUCCGAGACAGCGACAACCAGUUGCUCCUGAAGCAGACGGGCACCAACGACGAGGCUCUAAUCCGCAUCACCUGGGAUACCAGCAAAUGGGCCGGCCAGCUGGUCCACGUCAUCAUCCACGACAGCAGCACUGCUGAAUCUUGGGGCCACAUCAACUUUGACGACCUCCGCGUCGGGCCCAAUGCUCUCAGCAACGGAGACGGUCUGACCUUCAAGGUCAUCGGCCAGGCAAACCAGCCGGCACACAACUCAAACGCGUGUUCGCUCUACGCCGCCGACCCGCUGCGCCCCCAGUACCACUACACCCCCUACCAAGGAUGGAUCAACGAUCCGUCGGGUCUCGUGCACUGGAUGGGACGCCACCAUCUGUUCAGCCAGUUCUACCCGGACGCCCCGGUCUGGGGCCCGAUGCACUGGUCCCACGUUGUGAGCACGGAUGCGGUCCACUGGCGCGAGCAGCCUGUCGCCCUCUCUCCCGCGAGCACCAACAUCCCUGGUGAUCAGUCCGGGCGGUUCACCGGAAGCGCCAUGGUCCGCGGGGACGAGCUGGAUCUCGUGUUCACCGACUCCACCGACGCAAAUGCCCACCCGGGCGCCAUCUCGCAGACCGUUGCGGCCGCCAGCAGCACCGACGGCGUCAACUUCACGCUGUACCAGCACAACCCCGUGAUUCCCGGCCCGGAACCGGGGGCUCCGAGCGAUUUCCGCGACCCCAAGGUCUUCUACGACAAGACGGACAACUCCUGGAAGCUGGUCAUCGGCGCGACCAACGGUACUGAGGGCCAAGUCCAGUUGUAUCGUUCCACCGACGGCGGCCCGUAUUCCUGGUCCUACGUUGGCGUCCUGCACACGGGAGACGGGACCACUGGACCGAUGUGGGAAUGCCCCAACUUGCUUCCCCUUGGCGACAAGUGGGUCCUCUUUUACGGAGGCAACAGUGUGGGCUGGUACGAGACGGGCACCUACAACGGCUCGGUGUUCACGAGCGAGAAGCGCGGCCUCAUCGACACUGGCCCGGCAAGCUACGCGAUGCAGUGGUACCAUGAUGAUGAGUCCGGUCGCGACCUGGCCAUCAGCUGGAUGGGUAACUGGCCGACCUCCAAGUGGCCGACCCGUGUCAACGGCUGGACCGGACAGCAGUCCGUCACCCGCGAGCUGUUUCUCCGGGAGGACGGCGGCUUGGGGAGCCGGCCGAUUGCGGAGCUGGACAGUCUCGCGAGCGGGCCCGCAAAUAACCUGGGUCGGCUGCAAGUUGGCGAGCAUACACGCCGCAUUGGAGACGGCAACACGGCGCGGGUGAAGCUCAGCGUCAACCUCGCAGAGACGACCGCCUCCGGGUUCACCCUGGCCGUGUUCGAGUCUCGCGCCGAAUCCACCCUCCUGAGCUACGACGUCGGCAGCCGGACUCUGACCCUGGACACCGUCAAUGGCGGCUACGGCCAGGCGGGGAAGUGGGAGGCCGUCCUCGCCAAGCCUCACGAUGAGAAGCUGAGGCUGGACAUCUUCCUCGACCGCGGAAUUUUGGAAGUCUUUGCUGGUGACGGUACUAUCAUGUCAGCGACGGUCUGGCCUCGCUACGAGCAAUCGACCGGCAUCAGCCUGGUUGGGCGCAAUGGAACGGUGGCUGUCGGGGCCGCGUCGGUCAUCCCGCUGGGUUCGAGCUGGUGCUAG